Messenger RNA from Lepus europaeus (European hare), 942 nucleotides. RefSeq names its product olfactory receptor 8K3-like. The record is from RefSeq and is a predicted model, not a curated record. Lineage: Eukaryota; Metazoa; Chordata; Mammalia; Lagomorpha; Leporidae. The transcript has a single exon. Gene Ontology annotation, biological process: G protein-coupled receptor signaling pathway; sensory perception of smell. Gene Ontology annotation, cellular component: membrane. Gene Ontology annotation, molecular function: G protein-coupled receptor activity; olfactory receptor activity; odorant binding. The coding region runs from base 1 to 942 and encodes 313 amino acids.
AUGGAUAAACAGAAUAUAACAGCGCUAAAAUAUUUCAUUCUGCUGGGAAUCACAGACCGUCCCGAGCUGCAGGUUCCCUUCUUCGGAUUGUUUCUCAUCAUUUAUGGGACCUCAGUGGUGGGCAACCUGGGUAUGAUCAUCCUCACCUUAAUUGACAGCAGGCUAGCAACACCCAUGUACUUUUUUCUCAGACAUCUGGCUUUCAUUGACCUUGGUUACUCAACUGCUGUGGGACCAAAAAUGUUAGUCAAUUUUGUAGCUAAUCAAAAUGCAAUCCCUUACAACUGGUGUGCCACACAGCUAGCGUUCUUCAUCAUGUUCAUUAUCAGUGAACUUUUUCUUCUUUCAGCAAUGGCCUAUGACCGCUAUGUGGCAAUUUGUAACCCUCUGCUCUACAGAGUGGUCAUGUCUCAAAGAGUAUGCUGGAUGCUGGUGGCAGUCCCCUAUCUCUACAGUGCCUCUCUCUCUCUGAUAACCACUGUAAAAAUAUUUACUUCAACCUUCUGUGGUGAUAAUGUCAUUAGUCAUUUCUACUGUGACAGUCUUCCCCUGUUAACUUUGCUAUGUGCAAGCACACGUGAAGUUGAGUUGAUAAUAUUGAUAUUUUCAGCAUUUAAUUUGAUUUCCUCUCUUCUGAUAGUCUUUUUGUCCUACGUCCUGAUUCUUGUGGCCAUCCUUAGGAUGAACUCUGCAGAGGGCAGGCACAAGGCCUUGUCUACCUGUGGGUCUCAUCUGACAGUCGUGGUUGUACUAUACGGGACUCUGUUCUUCAUGUAUUUACAGCCUAAGUCCAGUCAUUCCUUUGAUACUGAUAAAAUGGCUUCUGUGUUUUACACAUUGGUAAUACCCACGCUGAACCCCAUGAUCUACAGCUUGAGGAACAAAGAAGUAAAAAGUGCCCUGCACAGGGUAUGGAAAAAUCUGUGCAGAACUCAUAGGUAG